Messenger RNA from Liolophura sinensis, 3765 nucleotides. RefSeq names its product C-type lectin domain family 4 member M-like. The record is from RefSeq and is a predicted model, not a curated record. Lineage: Eukaryota; Metazoa; Mollusca; Polyplacophora; Chitonida; Chitonidae. The transcript has 3 exons. Bases 877 to 1890 code for a protein of 337 amino acids.
UCACUUACAACAUUUUCCACUGAACACAAAGUGUGGGAGUGUGUAUAUAUGUAUGUAUACACAUACUCCAUCAUGCACACUGACUUUCCCUCUUGUUUUUUCCCCGGGGCUGAAGCACAAGGGGUUCAGUGUCCGUUAUUCUGUGGACUGAUAGAAACACCGGGACUGUGAGGGAAGGCUUGGGACUGUGCUGGUAGAGCACUGAGGAUUGGGAGUUGGUAUAGCAGCAGCAUCAUAGCCAGGAACAGGCUACUCCACGAGGGAGGCGGUACGAGAGUCUCACUCACAAAUCCAAGUCCACUGACUACCUAAGCCCGGAUAAUCCCUAGUCUUUUGUUCUAUAAAAUAGGGUUUUGUCCAAAAGUCAUUCUCUGAAGUCAAGGCCGGGUGAACAGGUUGUCCACUGACUGGAGUUGAUCUAGUCUGUUUGUUUCCAGUCACACACCAUAGGCAAGGGUUAAUAUCUGCACUUCAGGCUCGUGACUGGACUCUUGAAAACCUCUCCGGAUGUGUGAGCUGGCCCGGGUGCAGAGGGCAGGAACGUUCAGGCCGGUUGACUUUCCCCCUGGCUGGCUAAGGCUCCACUUUCCCAUACAUCAUACUUGACACCUAUUAACUGCUCUCUUCACAGGUGUCCUCAGGUCACUCUAGUCAAUUACAGGCUUUCUUGGCAAAUUGAAUUCAGCUUCAGAUUUUUGAUCUGUGCCCCUGUGAGGUUGAGGACUGGUCCUUGACGGUGUCCCAGGCCUGAUACCUGUAUAUGCUAGUGACAGCUGUGGGCAGGUUAUCUACCUGUGAUGUACACCUGGGUGUGACAAGAAAGGACAAGAAGGGACGGACACCUGCUUCAGCUGUAACAUUGGUUAUUUUGUAAGAAUGGGAAUGUGGCUUAGCUCAGCCAUGUGCCGACUGCUAUGUUUGUGUGUGUCAUGCGUUCUGUGCAUCUCUUCCCAAAGCCAGCAGUAUGAGGCUGGUGGAGAAAGCAGCGGUGGUAACAUCUUCAUGGGGUCACUGUUCAAUCAUGAGUCAUUACCAACUGGCCAGGUAAGAUCAGACAGCACAGGUGAUAAGUGUAGCUUCACUUUCCUCGUCCCCCAGGCUCAGAUUCAGGGAGCUGGGUGCCUGGUGGGACAGAGUAAGGACCCCAAAAUGAGCAUGACAAGGAUGCAUGAGGACAUAAUUGAGGUGGAGUCUCGCAUGAUUGCCAGGGAUGCUAACACCCGGAGAGAAAUGAGAGAACUGCUGCGUCAAGUUCAAAUGCAACGGGCCAGAAAGGGACCAGGUGAAGCUUCACGGUCUAUAGACCAACUCGCCACAAGGGUGGCAUCCAUGGACAGUCAGAUUCUGAAACUGGAGACAACAAUGUCUCAGUUAAUUGAUCAGGUAACACAGCUGGAGGAGAAGGUACUCUCUGCUGAAUCUGCCAAACACCAGAUCGGACAGUACGUCAAGCAAGGAACCUGUCCCCCAGAUUUUGAACGCUUCAACAACAGCUGUUAUGCUUACUACCGUGACAAACAGACAUGGUAUAAAUCCCAGGACUUCUGUCAGGAGCUAGGUGGACAUCUUGUUUCCAUAGAAACAGACGGUGAACAGGAGUUUAUCAAGGAUUACCUAAAACGCAAAGGUGUUCGUCGAGACUCCUUUUGGGUGUACGCCGGUGGUAAUGACCUUGACAAUGACCGGGAAUGGACGUGGAUCGGGUCAAAUCACGUGAUCCGUCACCCGGAUUUCUGGUACAGCGAUGUCACUCCUGCUCCGGACACAGGCUUCGUCUGCAUGUUCCUCUACCUUUGGGACCCCAACAAUUAUGCAAAAUGGACCAAGGAUAGAUGUGACUUUCAAAUGCCCUCCAUCUGUGAGAUACCAUUGGUUCACAACUCUCUGUAGAAGACAGUGACCUUUCACUACUGUGUUUAUGAACAACCUAGGCCUUUGACACCUGACAUGGAGAUGAUGCAAUGUGUGUGUCACAGUUUAAGCUCUUCCUGAACAAUGGACUGAUAAGCAGUUAUUUAACACAAUCAAAUUGAUUUGAUUUCUAGGAGAAAACAGUAUCUUUUGAAGAGAUAUUGAAUUGUAUGGAUAAAUACUUAAGCUAGAACAGUAAUGCGUUCAAUGAGUUAUCUGGGCCAUGGGUCACCAAACAUUACAGCUGAAUGGUAUCUGGGACAUGGGUCACCAAACAUUAGACCUGAAUGGUAUCUGGCCCAUGGGUCACCAAACAUUACAGCUGAAUGGCAUCUGGCCCAUGGGUCACCAAACAUUAGACCUGAAUGGUAUCUGGCCCAUGGGUCACCAAACAUUAGACCUGAAUGGUAUCUAGCCCUUGAGUCACCAAACAUUAGACCUGAAUGGUAUCUGGCCCAUGGGUCACCAAACAUUAGACCUGAAUGGUAUCUGGCCCAUGGGUCACCAAACAUUAGACCUGAAUGAUAUCUGGCCCACGGGUCACCAAACAUUACAGCUGAAUGGUAUCUGGCCCAUGGGUCACCAAACAUUACAGCUGAAUGGUAUCUGGCCCUUGGGUCACCAAACAUUAGACCUGAAUGGUAUCUAGCCCAUGAGUCACCAAACAUUAGACCUGAAUGGUAUCUGGCCCAUGGGUCACCAAACAUUAGACCUGAAUGGUAUCUGGCCCAUGGGUCACCAAACAUUAGACCUGAAUGAUAUCUGGCCCACGGGUCACCAAACAUUACAGCUGAAUGGUAUCUGGCCCAUGGGUCACCAAACAUUACAGCUGAAUGGUAUCUGGCCCUUGGGUCACCAAACAUUACAUUAACUAAUACAUAUGAUUAUUUUCCUCUGGCCCAUGGGUCACCAAACACUACAGCUGAAUGGUAUCUGGCCCAUGGGUCACCAAACAUUACAGCUGAAUGGUAUCUGGCCCAUGGGUCACCAAACAUUACAGCUGAAUGGUAUCUGGCCCAUGGGUCACCAAACAUUACAGCUGAAUGGUAUCUGGCCCAUGGGUCACCAAACAUUACAUUAACUAAUACAUAUGAUUAUUUUCCUCCAAUAUUUUAUGACCAAACAAUACUUUUGUUUCAGUACAAGAAUCACAUUAAUGAUGAUAUCUUCACUGCUAUGGGCAGAUCACACAGUAGGCCUUUCACAUUGGAAUUUAUCCUUCAUUUUCAAUUUAAAAUAACUGCCUAUAGAAUGUUGAGAGCGUUGAUUUACCCAUGAUUGCUGUCGAAAAUGCCUUGUCUUUACUGGCUAACUUGAACACUAUUGGUCUAUCUGUGGGAAUGCUAACAAAAUAAAGCAACCUGCAAAUUUUUAUGAAAACUCUGGCGUGGAUAAGAAUAUGUUAUAUCCAAUGUAUUUGGGAGGGUUAAUUUUGUUCACCUUAAGAUCUAUGUUAUGACUAACUCUGAUCUGUAAACUUGGUCAACCUGCCCUUUAAUAAGCACUAGCACAUUUUCUAAGUUGUCUUAAAAGCACUUAAACCAGAGACUGUAACAUCUAUCAAAAGCACUUUUACUAAAUUUUGAUUAAACCAAACACGUAUAAAGCUGUAAAGUUAUACUAACUUUCACAUGCAAUUUUUUUUCUUGAAAAAACUAAAUUAUCAGAGUAUUUAGAGCAGACCAGUUCGUGAGUAUGUUGUUACUCUAUUACCUAUGUUUACUUAUUCAUGAGCUGUCAAACAAUGGCUUAGCAGGGAUUCAGAGGGUAAACCAACUCUACUCUGACUGGAGCUAUUUCACCUAGAUUUAGAAGCAAGAGUGGUAGUGUUUUUUUUUGGUGGGGGGGGGGGGG